Aureobasidium pullulans EXF-150 is the source of this 615-nucleotide messenger RNA. RefSeq lists its product as uncharacterized. The transcript has 2 exons. The record is from RefSeq and is a predicted model, not a curated record. NCBI's taxonomy places the organism in Eukaryota, Fungi, Ascomycota, Dothideomycetes, Dothideales, Saccotheciaceae. Bases 1 to 615 code for a protein of 204 amino acids.
AUGCGUAGCUGUGUCCUUGCAUCGUUGUUCUCGCUUGCCGUCGCUUAUACUCCAUUCGAGCGUCCCGGUCAUCCCUCCCCGCCUCACCAUGUCGGCCCUGUUGGACCGUAUCACCGUGGCAGUAACGCUACAUGUAUCUCGGCCCCAGACGCCUCCUUGAUCGCCACCAGCUUCGGUCUGACCAUUUCGAACUACACCGAGGCCCUGGCUGUGCAGCUGUUCACAAGCAACUUCACGGAUCAGUCGGACAGCGUCAACACUCUGAUUCACGAACCUGGACUUCAAGCCUCAGACCUUGGCUCCCUGACCUUCUCAUCCAAAGUUGAAUUCCUCGCUGGCCAGGGUGCACAGCCUCCAGUUCCUUUCGUGAUUCUUAACUUGUGGAACACUUGCAACACCGUCAUCAUCAGAUGGCUCUCUGACCAGAGUCCUCUUCCUGUUCAGGGUAUCAGCAUCGCUACCGUAGAGCCUGCUCAGCCAGGUGAAGGUGGUGGCUUCGGCACCGGUGCUCAGAAAUGGCAGAUCUCAGCUAUUGUCGCUGAGUUUAACUCUGGCGCAUGGUUAGGCAACCUUGGAUAUCCUGAGUGCAAGCCUGCAGCCAAUACAACAGCUUAG